CUGGUGCACCUCCAUGCGCACACACUCGCGGAGCACAGGCUAAACUCGGUCAGGUCUGGUUUUGGUCAAAUUUCCGCCUUUAAGACGCAGCUCAAAGGAAUCUACGUGCUGGGAAAUACUUACAGCUUCUCUUUUCCACACAAGGAAGUGAGAGAGAUACUGCUCUUUUUCUUUCUUUCUUCAAAUGGGAGUUACUUGCGCGCUUGAAACUUUGGCCCACUUUUCUCCUCAGUGACUGUCGUUUCGCUCGAAACAUGCCGGAGCAGUUGAGUAUUUCGGACUUCGUCGUCCUGACAAACGAGGAUUUGUCUUCGCCGGGGACUUCCAGCUUCCAGUCCAAAAUGAGUGACUGUCGGAACACGGUUUCAAACGUGGAAGAGUCUCUGGAGAUGGACCACACAACUCUGCAGAGGAUGAAGAAGAUGAUCAAAGCCAUACACACCUCUGGACUCUCGCAUGUAGACAACAAGGAGCUGUAUAUCGAGGUGCUGGAGAACCUGGGGAACAGCCACCUCACCCAGAACAACAAUGAAGUCUCCACGGGCUUCCUUAACUUGGCAGUGUUCACCAGAGAGGUCACAGCCCUCUUCAAAAAUCUGGUGCAAAACCUCAACAACAUCAUGGCAUUUCCUCUGGAAAAUGUGCUGAAGUCAGAACUGCGGGACGGCAGACUAGAGCUCAAGAAACAUAUGGAGAAGAGUUGGAAGGAUUACGACGUGAAAAUAGCGAAGCUUGAGAAGGAGAGGAAGGAGAAGACCAGGCAGCUGGGCCUGAUCAGAAUGGAGGGAUCAGACGGAGGGGAGGACAUGGAGAGAGAGAGGAGGAUCUUUCAGCUGCAGAUGUGUGAGUACCUUUUAAAGAUCCAGGAGCUGAAGGUGCGUCAGGGCCCUGAUCUUCUCCAGAACCUCAUCAAAUAUUUCCAAGCCCAGCUCAGUUUCUUCCAGGAUGGGCUGAAAGCUGCGGAGAACCUCGCUCCCUUCAUCGAGAAGCUCGCUUCUUCCAUUCACACGGUGCGUGUGGACCAGGACGAGGAAGUAAAACAACUCACUCAGUUGAGGGAUUCUCUCAGAUUACUUCUGCAAGUGGAGGGGAAAGAAGAGUACCUGAACAGGAAAAACUCUGGCAACGGUUACAGCAUCCACCAACCACAGGGAAACAAGAAGUAUGGGACAGAGAAGUCUGGCUUCCUGCUCAAGAAGAGCGAUGGGAUCAGGAAGGUUUGGCAGAAGAGAAAGUGCGGAGUCAAAUUUGGCUGCCUGACUAUUUCCCACAGUACGAUCAAUCGACCACCAGCCAAGCUGAACCUUCUGACCUGUCAGGUGCGACCUAACCCAGAGGACAGGAGGACCUUUGACCUGGUCACUCAUAACCGGACAUAUCACUUCCAAGCAGAAGAUGAGCAGGAAUGUUUGAUUUGGGUGUCAGUGCUGCAAAAUAGUAAAGAGGAAGCCUUGAACACAGCUUUGGGAGGAGACCAGCUUCACCUCCAGGACAGCGGGCUCCAGGAACUCUCCCGUGCCAUCAUUGCUGAGCUUCGACACAUGCCCGGCAACGAGGCCUGUGCAGACUGUGGAGCUCCAGAUCCAACAUGGCUAUCGACCAAUCUGGGCAUCCUGACCUGUAUCGAGUGCUCUGGCAUCCACAGAGAGUUGGGUGUCCACUACUCCAGGAUCCAGUCUCUUACUCUUGACCUGUUGAGCACCUCUGAGCUACUGUUGGCGGUCAGCAUUGGAAACACCAGAUUCAAUGACAUCAUGGAAGCAGGCCUGCCGAAUGACUCUGUCAAACCGUUGCCACAAAGUGACAUGAAUGCCAGGAAGGAGUACAUAGUGGCAAAGUACGCUGAACGUCGGUACGUCCUACAUAGAGAAGAAUCAAAUCCAGGCCGGCUGUAUGAUGCCGUGAGGAGCCGCGACAUCACUUUCCUUCUGCAGCUCUAUGCUGAGGGAGCAGACCUGACCAAACCAGUCACGAUCCCCGAAGGACAGGGGAUCAAAGAGACAGCUCUUCAUCUUGCUGUGCGUCUGGAGGAAAGAAGCUCCCUGGCGCUGGUGGAUUUCCUCUGUCAGAACAGCAACUGUCUGGAGAAGAGAACAGCAGAAGGGAACACGGCACUUCACUACAGCGUCAUUCAUCACAAGCCGGAAUCUCUCAAGUUACUGCUCAAAGCGAAGGCAGCCCUUCACACAGUGAACUCGGGAGGAGAGACAGCUCUAGAUGUUGCCAAGAGGCUGCAACACGCACAGUGCAUCGAGCUGUUGGAGCUCGCCCAGAAUGGGAAGUUCAACUCUCAGAUCCAUGUGGAGUUCAUGUGGGAGACGCAGUCUCAGGAGUUCUAUGACAGUGAGGACGACCUGGAUGACAGGGUGAGCCCUUUACCCAAAAACCGUUCUCCUCCGUCCUCAAAUGGAGGUGUCACAUCUUCUUUUGCGCGCUGGAAUGUGAAUAAUGGUGCCAGUCCUAGUGCAGGUAGCAGGCCUUGUCAGACGUAUGAGAAUCUAGACUUCUUAUAUGGAAAUCCUUCAGCCAAUAGUGCCCCUUCUGGAGCAUCAAUGCCACCACCACUGCCAGCUAAAUCCAUCCAAAGAGGUCGCUCAGAUCCCCAGAUUUCAACCACAACACAAGAAGGAAACCCACUUCCACGACGCUGCUCAAACCCGGCCUCCCACUCAUCUAGUCCCCAGUUGCAGGCAAGACACAGCAUGCAUUCACCCAAUACAGACAUCCAAGCUGGGAGAGCCCCUAGGUCUCCCCACGGACAGGGAGGUCUGCUCAGGUCACAGAGGCAGACCUGGGAGGGCCAACCUGGUCCUAGUUCUGGGUCUCAGAAUCACAUAGGACCAGUCAGUUCAGAGAAAACCACGUCAUACCGUCGCACCAGCAGUGGAGGAGGCAGCCAGGGAAAGUGUGGUGUUUUGUCUGCGAGCUGUACGGGCAGCCAGGAGGAGCUUUACUGCAGCUUAGUUGGGAAUAGUACUGGCCUGACCUUGGGCCCCCCCCCAGCCCCUUCAUCCUCACCUGCCGUGACCUGUGCACCACGACCUCGCAGGAACGCUAUGGUUUCUGGCAGCAGGCCACAUCAGAAGCGUGUCAAGGCUUUGGUGGACUGCAGAGCAGUCAGCUGUGAGCAGCUCGCCUUUUUCAAAGAUGAAAUCAUUGUGGUCAUGGCCGCUAAUGACCCCCACUGGUGGGUUGGCCACAUAGAAGGGGAACCAUCCCGAAGCGGCACCUUCCCUGUUAACUAUGUUCACAAACUGACUGACUGAAGGGGACAAACUUCGUAACAGCGGAACUGAAUCAUCUUAACCAUGGAAGCUUCUCAUCACAAAGUGGAAUUUCUCUUUAAAGGAAGACAGUGUUGUUUUCAUGGAACUAACUCUAACUAGAAGGAUGGAGUAAACCGAGAAUAUUUCCACAUGAGGAUGCACUGGCCGAGGGACACCUGAAGAUGUAAAUGACGCUGGUUUAGGGGUUUAUCCACCCUUUCAACAUUUCCUGGAAUCCAACAAAGAAAAUGAAAGCUUUCACAACCCCAUGGAGCCUUUCAGUUGAUGUCUCAAAUCCUGAACCACUAUUGAAAGGUACAAAGGUAAAAAACAUAUGUGGUCAGGGUAGAAUCUGCUCUUAUGUCCAUUUAACUGUUCAUCACACAUUUGUACAGGAGAUGCUGAAGUUUGUCAAUACUAAUCUAGGACUUGUACAUAGAGGCAAAAUUUACCGGCAAGGCAAAAACCUUUUGAGGCACUUUAAACAGAAGAAAUCUUCUGAAGAGUUGGCAGAGCUGUAAAUGUGUACCUAACCAGCUGCUGAAUAGGGACGUAGCUGCUUUUUGUUCACAAUGGAAACUCUCUAGUCUUAUAAAUCACAGGAUACUAGGGCUAAGAUAUGAGGCUCAUACGUUCCCAGUGUUUGCUGCGGCCUGCCUGCCCUGGGCCAUGCCUGCCAGUCUGUCUCCAACAAAGCGGCAGGCGUCUGGGCAGCCCAAGAGAGAGAUAGCUCAGCCAUUUCAACUCUGGACAUAGCUUGCAGGCUGCAUGGAGAGUGGAGGAUCCAGUUUCUUCUGGCUCCGGGCACCAGUCUCUGGAGAUCGUGGAAUAAUGGCGGCGUGUUAGAGAAAAAAAAAAAAAAAAAAGGCUCUCUCUGUCCUACCAGGAAAUGGCACUUAAAGAGGGCUUGUUAGUAACAGCACCCCACUGCAGUCAUUUGUUCAGUGAACACACGCUCGCACUGUAGUCCCAUGUGUUUCACACCAGAUAUACACAAGCACACUUGCACUUAAUGUAGACACACAAACCUUAAAAAAAGAAAGCAGAGCUUGGACCAGGAGAAAAAAAACAAAAAACUAAAUGUAACAUGUUUCGCAGUUGUUACACCAAAUUUGUUGUACAUACUUGUCUCAAACUGAUUUAUACUCAUAUACAGUAUAUCACCUUUGUUCACAUCUGUUAUCCAUCAUAAAGGACUGUAUCAUUACAGCUGGUGUUACUCCAUGUCAUUAUUUUAAUAUUUCGUGUCCUCUGUUUUUUUUUUUUUAUUGGUUGUCGGACAGAAAAAAGAAGGGACAAGACGCACUUGCAUGAUAAACUGAAAAUCUCUUACAGUGAUGAACGAAUGGGGGCAGGUUUACCUCCUUGUAAUGCGACGGUAAAACCAACUGGUCUGUUUCCAUGUCACUGUCUCUGCUGAUAUUGUUACACUAUUGAUGUUUAAGAGGACUUCAUUAGACUACAACUGUAAGUAGGAACUUAUUUCAUUGACUAUAUUUGUAACAUACAUAUUAAACAUUCUUAAUUAUGA
Stegastes partitus (bicolor damselfish) is the source of this 4797-nucleotide messenger RNA. It is a transcript of the gene asap3, whose product is annotated as ArfGAP with SH3 domain, ankyrin repeat and PH domain 3. Gene Ontology annotation, biological process: positive regulation of GTPase activity. Bases 255 to 3266 code for a protein of 1003 amino acids. Gene Ontology annotation, molecular function: GTPase activator activity; protein binding. Gene Ontology annotation, cellular component: cytoplasm. The record is from RefSeq and is a predicted model, not a curated record. Lineage: Eukaryota; Metazoa; Chordata; Actinopteri; Pomacentridae. The transcript has 26 exons.